Messenger RNA from Tetrahymena thermophila SB210, 3225 nucleotides. Its product is annotated as transmembrane protein, putative. Lineage: Eukaryota; Ciliophora; Oligohymenophorea; Hymenostomatida; Tetrahymenidae. The transcript has 7 exons. The record is from RefSeq and is a predicted model, not a curated record.
AUGAUAUAUUCGAAGUUAGAUUUUUUUUCUUCUCCUUUUUCAUUCAAUACAGGUAAUCAAUAAACUAAGAGAGGUACAUUAUUUGGUACAGCGCUCUCAUUUUUUAUCUUUGUGAUAACAUUAUCCUACUUUGUCUACAUAAUAAAAUAGUAUGUUAACAACUAAAUAGAGCCUACAUUUAGGUCUUAAAGCUUCAUUAAUAACGACUUGAUCUCAGUUCCACUUAGCAGUGACUUUGUUGGAUUUAGAUUUGAAAAUGGAAAUAAUUAGAGCACAUAAUCCCCAGAUAAGAUCUACUUAGUUUAUUUGGCUUUCUUUUUUUAUAGUUCUCCUAAUGAUAAUCAAUACAUACCACUAAAAGUAAUCGAUUGUACUAAUUCUAAUCUUAAAGGAUUUAAGUGCCUUGAUUUUACCAAUGUAUAUAAUUAUACAUUUUCUCUUAACACUAAUUAGAACAUUAAGUCAUCAGUUUAGAUCCUUACUUAUGGUUGUAGAGAUAUUGAUACUUUAAAGACUUUUGUUCCUAAUAAUUGCGCUGAAUAAGAUGAAAUUGACAGUAUGAUUAAUGGCAUAAACUCUGUUUUAAGGUUUAAGCUUUAUACAUCUUAAUACAAUACUACCUCUUAAAGGAUAGAGGAAAGAUAUAGAAAUGCUUAGAUUUUUACCAUAGCGAGUUAAUCCAUAGUAACAUAAUUGAAAACUCAAAAUUAAAACACUUCUAUAAAAUAAGGUUUAAUAGUUUAAACAGAAUCAAACUUUAAUUCACCAAUUCAAUAUAGUUAAUAAGAUUUAGGCUAUGAUAGGUAAUACGCCCUAAUAUAGGUUGGAGGUGGCGCGUAUAGCGUGGCAUUAAUUUAUAUUGAUGAAAUAGUUUAACAAAUAUAAAUUUAAUAUCCUACAUUGCCAUAAGUGUUUGCACUCGUAAAUGGUAUUUUUUCUCUCUUGAUGUUUACAGGUAUUUUUGCUAGAAUGGUUUCAUAAAAUUCGAUAAGAAAAGACCUUUUCUUAUUAUUUUUAAAAAAUAUAUACCAAGACAGUUAUUUACAGAUUAUAAAAAACACCAAAAACUUUCAAUAGGCAGAUGAAGAAGUUGUUGAAUCAAAAAUAGAUGAAUAAGAUGUGUAAGAAUAAAAAGAAUGCGAUUUAGAAUCAAAAAGCGAUAAAGAAAAGUUUUGUGAUUAGCCAAUAAUAAUACCAACUUUUAAAAAUAAAUAGAAAACAUUAUUAGAAUAAGAUCAAUAUAAUAAUAGUAUUUCUAAUAACAUAGAAAAUAUCAUUUUAAAUGCUUAAAAUAAUAAUUAAAAAAUUAAUAACUAAUCAAAUGAAUAAAUUAAUAAUUUUAUGUCUUAAGGAGCCUAAAAUAAUUUAAAUAUUAAAUAGAAUUUUAUCACAGAGACGGAAUCAAUAAUUUAGUCAGUAAUAGGUGUCGAGUAGAAGAGUUUUCAAAGAGAUUUUUUAAGUAAUAAUUCGCCAUAAAAUACUAGCUUGAUGAAAUUUGUUUUAAAUAAGUAAUCAAAUUUUUAAUAGUAUUAAAUGAAGGAGAAAAAUAGCACAUUAUCCUAAAGUAGCUAAGUUUUGAUAUAAAAUUUUAAUGCAAUUAAAACUACUAAAUGCACAUACAAAAUAAAAGAAGAUAUUCCUUAGAAAAAUUUUUAGAAAUCAGGAUAAAAAGAAGGUGGCAUCAGUAAACUUUAAUUAUAAAAAGUUGAAUACUAAAUUAAGAAAGAUUUAAAUAUUUUAAACUUCAUACAAGAUAUAAUUCUAUUGAAAAAAGCUGUCAUGAUGUUAUUGACAAAAGAUUAGCUAGCAGCGAUGCACUUAAUAGGUUGUUCUUAAAGUUUUUUAGAAUUAAAUUUAAGCAGUAAAAAUUGCAAUUUAAAUUAACUAGAAUACAGGAAUAAGUUAAGCCAUUAUGAAAUGUAAUUUGCUAUUUCAUAAUCGAAAUAAUUCUAAGAGUAAUAUUUAUCAGAAUUUUUGCAAAGAUGUACUAAUGUUGAAAAUACAAGCGAACUUGAUUAAAGAAUUGUGCAGACUAUUUAAAAAUAUAAUUUAAAUGUAAUAAAAAACAGUUCUGAAACAGGUUUCGAACCUGAAAAAACAAAAAAAUAAGAAAAAAGUGUUUACUCAAAAAUUUAAUUAGACUUAUUUUCAUCUCAAUUCUAGUUUGGCAUUGGCAGCAAAUAAAAAAAGAAAGGUACUCUCUUUGGGACCAUUUUAUCUUUGGUAGUUGUGAUCACUACAUUCUCUUACUUCGUUUACAUUUUAAAACUAUACGUCAAUAAUGAAAUAGACCCAAAUUUCAAGACUUAAAGCUUCAUUACUGAAGGAUAAAUAGAUAUUGGUAUGGAUAAUAACUAUGUCGGUUUCUAAUUUAAAUAUGGCAUUUAACCAAACUAGAAUUAGACAUACUUUUAGUACUAUGCCUUCUAUUAUUUGUAAGACCAUGAUAAUUAUACUAUGAUACCUUUAAAUAUAAUAGACUGCGCAAGCCCAAGUCUUACAGGCUUUCUCUGCUUGGAUUUCUCUAAUAUAACAAAUCAUUUGUUGAGCCUCAAUACUAAAGGAAACUCAGGGUCAUAACUAUACAUUUUCACUUAUAGAUGCAUAGACACAGACUAAGUAAAGACGACUGUACCUGAUAAUUGCGCUAGCGAAGCAGAUAUCAAUAAUAUGAUUGAUAAUAUUAACUCAGGUAUAGAAUUUAAACUAUUUACUUCUUAAUACAACACAACUUCUCAACAGAUUCAAGUUAACUAUAGAAAUGCCUUUAUAAACCCGCUUUCAAGUCAGUAAGUAUUAACCUACUUAAAGUCACAGAAACAAAUUACUUCUAUUCAGUAAGGAGCUUUUAUUUAGUAAUCUACUUCGUUUUCAUCUAAUGGUAUUUUUUCUCUUUUGAUGCUUACAGGCAUUUUUGGGAGAAUGGCUUCAUAAAAUUCGAUAAGAAAAGACCUUUUCUUACUAUCUUUAAAAAAUAUAUACCAAGACAGUUAUCUACAGAUUAUAAAAAAUACUAAAAAUUUUCAAUAGAUAGAGGAAAAAGUUGAGUUAGAUAUAGAUGAAUAAGAUUUGUAAGAAUAAAAAUAAUGCUAUUAAGAUUCAAAAAGUGAUAAAGAAAAAAAAUUAAUUGGUGUCUGUCUUGUCUAGCAGAAGAAUUUUCAAAGAGAUUUCUUAACAUUAAGUGAAGCAGAGAAAUAGCACAAUAGCAGAGUAGCUAAAUUUUGA